GUCAAAAGAAACACUGGACGAACCUACAAUAAAAGUAUUGUCGAAAGGCUUAAAUUUUACUAUAACGCCGCAAAAAAUCCCGUACGAGGAAAUUAUCUGUAGUGUUGAGGAUUGUCUGUUUAAGAAUAAUAUAGGUAAAGAGGAUUUAGAGGCUAUACGUCAAGACAUUUCGUCCUUGUUACGUCGAAGUUCAGCCCCGAAACUAAAUCUUCCCAAAGACGAAUUUAAGCGUUGUACAACUUACGCAACAGACCCGACCUCACGAUUCUCCGCGCGGAUAAAGGAAAUGCUACGGUAAUAAUGGACACGUCAGAGUAUAAUUUCAAAAUACAACAACUUUUAUCGGACAUCUUGACGUGAAUUCGACAAUACCAUCAUGUGCCAAACCACCGAGGUUGUAUGGGUUACCGAAAAUACACAAACCAAACGCUCCACUACGUCCUAUAGUAAGCCAGAUCGAUUCACCAACUUAUAAGUUGGCUCAACACUUGGCAAAAAUACUGUCACCACUAAGAGGACAUACCAGAGCACACACAAAUGAUUCAUACCAAUUUGUUAGUGAGAUUAAAGACCUACAUCUCGCUGACAAUGAAACUAUGGUCAGUUUUGAUGUUCAGUCACUAUUCACAUGCCUACCUAUUGAAGACUGCAUCUCAAUUGUUACUAGAAAGCUAGAAGAUAACAACAUGCCUACAGAAUAUGCAGUAUUACUCAAACACUGCCUCCCAUCUGGCUAUUUAUUGUGUAAAGAAGAGUUCUACAUGCAAGUAGACGGAGUGGCAAUGGGCUCACCUGUAUCUCCCGUAGUCGCCGACAUAUUCAUGGAGGACUUUGAGGAGAAAGCCCUUCUUACUGCUCCUGUAAAUCCAAGAUUCUACAAGCGGUACGUAGACGAUACUUUCACAAUUUUACCAUCUGACAAAGUAACUGCAUUUUUAAACCACCUUAAUUCCAUAAACCCUAAAAUACAAUUUACAAUGGAGUUAAAGGCAAACAAUACUUUAGCUUUUCUAGAUGUUUUAGUCAUCCGAAAUCCUGAUAACACUAUUGGUCAUACUGUGUACAGAAAAAAUACCCAUACCAACCGAUAUUUAAAUGGUGAAUCUCACCAUCAUCCUUCACAGUUAGCUACCGUGGGAAAAUCUUUGUUUCAGAGAGCACGAGGGAUCUGUGACAGAAAACAUCUGGCCGCCGAGCUUCAACACGUCGAGCAAGUACUGCAAGACAACAAGCUUCGGGUCCCGCGCCUACAUCACAGUGACCGAGUGAAGCCAGCCACAGUCGAGCGUGUGCCUGCUGUACUACCCUAUGUCAGAGGAGUCACAGACAAGGUUGGCUACAUCUUGAAGCGAGCUUCCAUUAAAACGUACUUCAAGCCGCUGAAGAAGAUUGGUCAAUUUUUACCAUACGUCAAGUGUCAUAUCCCUCUACAAGAUGCAGGAGUGUACAAGCUGGAUUGUGAAUGUGGUCUCUCGUACAUAGGACAAACAAAAAGAUCUAUUAAAACCCGCGUUAAAGAACAUAUAGCUGACGUGAAGCACCGACGUAUCGGGAAGUCUGCAGUUUGUGAACAUGUUCAGGAUCGUCCCCGUCAUUACAUUAGAUUUGAUAGACCACAAAUCCUCGCAAAAGAACACCGAUUCCUCCCAAGGAUGAUUCGCGAGGCUAUUGAAAUUAAAAAACAUCCUGAUUUCAAUAGAGAAGAUGGAUGGGUGCUGCCAUCUGCCUGGGAUCCCAUAAUUAAUAAAAUCAAAUCCAAACCCAAGUAUACCACUGCUAGAAUUCAAGAUACUGUAAGCUCAUUCUGCGUAAAUCGAAUCAAAAAUUAAUAUUAAAAAACUGAAGGUAGCCGGGCUAACUAUGACAACAGGACGUCAAACAACUCAGUCCCCCGUGACCACGGGUGCUGGAAAGCACCCGAAACGUCGGGAAUAUAAAAUAAGUUAAUAUACGCGAUAAAAUCCGUAAAAUUAGUUUUAUUUAAAAAUUGUGAGUAAGUUUUCGUCGAAAUAUUAUUGCAUGCUUCGAAGUAUUUCCAGAGAUAAUAUAAAAUAAAAAAUGUUGUACAACCGACUUCAAUAUAAAUUAUUAAGAAUAACUCUAAAAACUAUGGGUCAGACCUUGAUGAAAUUUAUACGGGACUACAUGUGAAGCACCAGCUUUCAAAUAAAAAGAAUCAUCGAAAUCGGUCAACCCAGUAAUAAGUUAAGAGGUAACACACAUAAAAAAACAUACAGUCGAAUUGAGUACAGUCUCCUUUUUGGAAGUCGGUAGAAAAAUUAAAUGGAUUUUUACAAUAAUUGCUGUUUUUCUGUAUAAUUAUAUAAAUAAUUUUUAU
Molecule: messenger RNA, 2338 nt
Organism: Parnassius mnemosyne (clouded apollo)
Lineage: Eukaryota; Metazoa; Arthropoda; Insecta; Lepidoptera; Papilionidae
Source: the annotation of a GenBank genome assembly